UGUCAGGUGACUUUGUUUGAUAGUUCGUCAUGUAAACUGGAGGAAAUUGUGUAUUUGAAAAGGAACAAGUUUCAAGUGCAUUGCAAUUGGUGGCGCCAUACGGAAACUUUUCCCUUUGUCUGUGCAUGGAGGUAGCUGUGAUUGUGGUCUCUUUAUGAUACUGUAAGUUUGGAUUGAGAUCUUCAGUCACGUUGUCAUCAUGGCACUGCCAUUCUAUGUCAUUGAUCAGUAUAACUUGGCACUUUGUGCCAUCGUUACCCUCGUCAUGCAAAGUACCUUCUUCGUCAUCGCGGCAACCUGCAAGUUUGAUAAAGUCACAGACUUCGCUGGAGGGAGCAACUUUGUUAUCCUUGCUCUGCUGACAUUCUUCAUCCCAGGGACGUAUGGUGCCAGACAGAUUGCAGUGACUGUUUGUAUUGUACUCUGGGGGCUCCGACUCUCAGGAUACCUCCUGUAUCGAAUCAUCAAGAUCGGCGAAGAUAAACGCUUUGAUGAGAUCAGGGGCAACUUGCUGAAGUUUGGUGCCUUUUGGUUAUUCCAGGCUGUGUGGGUCUACACCGUCAGUCUUCCAGUUAUCUUCAUCAACGCUGGUAUAAACGACGAUGGCAGCUAUUUUGGUCCUGGUGAAAUCAUCGGCACUGUGCUCUUCGCCUUUGGUCUCAUCAUUGAGACUGUGUCUGAUCAACAGAAAUUCAACUUCCGGGAUAAUAUUGAAAACAAGGGCAAGUUUUGCAACGCUGGUCUUUGGCGAUGGUCUCGUCAUCCCAACUAUUUUGGUGAGAUUACUUUGUGGCUUGGGAUCUUCAUCAUGAGCUGUACUACACUGACUUGUGGUGAGUGGGUAGCAGUGCUUAGUCCCUUCUUCAUUGCUUCAAUUCUUCUAUUUGGGAGUGGUGUACCGCUGCUGGAACAGAAAGCUGUCGACAGAUAUGGGAGCCAAGAUGCCUACAAGGAGUACAGGAACCAGACUAGCCCCUUAAUUCUCUGCCCAACGAGCCUGUACAAAGCCCUUAAUCCGAGACUCAAAUGUCUGUUCCUGUGUGAGUUCCCGUUCUACAGUCGUGGUGGUACGGCCUGUGAGGGUGAAGACCAAGCUACAUGUACAGUGAAGCCUACUGAACAGACAUGUAUAGUCAGAGCAUAGGAAAGUAGCGCGUUCUGCUCUACCAGUCAGGCUCCUAGUGGAUGAUACCCAUGCCUACAUCCUGACAGACUUUGAGGGGGGUAACCCUCCUAAUCGAUAGCGUAAAUCGGUUAAAGCCAUUGGACACUUUCGGUAAACAGUACUGCCAAGGCCCACACUUUGUGUAUCACAACUUAUAUAUAA
Molecule: messenger RNA, 1327 nt
Organism: Asterias rubens (European starfish)
Lineage: Eukaryota; Metazoa; Echinodermata; Asteroidea; Forcipulatida; Asteriidae
Exons: 7
Coding region: 200-1144 (314 amino acids)
Biological process (GO): lipid metabolic process
Cellular component (GO): membrane
Molecular function (GO): oxidoreductase activity, acting on the CH-CH group of donors
Source: RefSeq, a predicted model, not a curated record